AUUCCUAUUCCAUUUUGUGUCCACUAGUGGGUCUGCUUUUGCGAUGGAUAAUAAAAACGACCCCUGCCGUAUUUGCAAUGACUCCUUAACUUCCGGCUUUCACUUCGGAACCUCUUGCUGCAUAGCUUGUGCUGCAUUCUUCAGAAGGACCGUUAAGAAUCAGUUCACAUGUAAUGCAAAUAAUGAUUGUGUUAUUUCUUUUGAAAAGAAAUUCACCUGCCGAGCUUGUCGCUACAACAAUUGCCUCAAAGCUGGAAUGAGGAAAGAUUAUAUUCGAAAAAUCAAUAGCAAUUAUGUUCCGAAACAAAAAUGUGUUAACGUGGAUGCUUCAAGAUCCAUUGGCACAUCUAGUGCCAGCUCCAGCUCCUCCGAAUCGAGCCCUUUGGUAUCUCCAAUAAUUGAAAAGCCAAUUGGAAAGUAUAGCAAAAUUUUGAAGAGAUAUCCACAGGAGUUGCUACAGUUUUAUGUGAAAGAGGUGGAGAAGACGAUAGCCAACAGGAGGAAGAAUAGUUCGAAGAACAUUCUCCAUGCUAAAUCAAUGAAUGAGCUCAUGGUAAUCACUGCUCAUCAAAGUGGAUCAGCAAUGGAAGCAUGCAUUAACUGCCCUGGAGUUUCUAAGUUACAUCAAAAAGAUAUCAGGGUACUACAUAAGUACUUCCAAUUUUUGAAUGUUUGGUUGGAUUCUGUCAGGGAAUAUUCCAUGUCAGAUGGGGCUCACUAUGAAAUUGGAGUUGACAGAAAACUCUCUGAAUUCAUUCACCAGGUCAGGACAACAUUGGGAUCUUCCCUGGCAAAUUUGAAAUUGAACAUGUAUGAAUACUCUGCUUUCAAGUUGUUUUGCAUCUGGAAUCUGAAAUUCCACAAAACCUCCACUGCUCUGAAAAUUGUUGCUCAAGAGCACUAUGAAGGAGUUUGCUCCGCGCUGAGAAACUAUUAUGAGACACAGACAAAAAUGGACGAUUUUGAAAUUGCAAUUAGGAUAGGGGAUAUUACUUUGCAAAUUGUUACUGUAUCGGAUAUCUAUCACGACUUCAUCAAGCUAUUGCUCAAUUCUGGAAUAUCUAUUUGACGUUGUGACAUUUGUUUUAUAUUAAAAGACGUUAAAGUUCCAAAUAAACAUUUGUUUCGU
Molecule: messenger RNA, 1129 nt
Organism: Caenorhabditis elegans
Lineage: Eukaryota; Metazoa; Nematoda; Chromadorea; Rhabditida; Rhabditidae
Gene: nhr-113
Product: Nuclear Hormone Receptor family
Biological process (GO): DNA-templated transcription; regulation of DNA-templated transcription
Cellular component (GO): nucleus
Molecular function (GO): zinc ion binding; DNA binding; DNA-binding transcription factor activity
Source: RefSeq, marked reviewed